AUGAUGCCUCGCACUUGGUGCCCAACGUUGAGUGCCAAUUCGCCUCUGCAGUUCGAUAAGGUUCACUUACUCAAGAAGGCUGAUGAGUAUGAGUCGACCUUUCCAACGCUGUCGAAGAGGCAUGGCACGGCGAAACAGAGUGGUGCUGUCGCUGCUCAGUGUGGCGUUGCCGUAAAUGAUAUGGGAACAGAGUUGACGCGGCGAGUGGGAUCGUCUAUCCCACAGUUCAGUGCAUACCUCGUGGCCUCCAGGGUUGCUAUGUCAGAAUGGCCGAGGCUUGAGAGCGCUUCUGUUCUCGCGAUCCACCAGGCAAAGAUCCCGCUUAUUUCCAGCUCAGAGGAUGAAAAUUCUGAGUGCAUCAUGCGUGAUAAGAUACCAAUUGUGGUGCACCACAUCUCCCAUAUCUGGAAGGCUAGACCGGAGCUUGGCGCGCUACCCAUUGUGCAGAUGCCAUCGGAUCAAUUGGUGGAUUUUAUUACCUAUAUUAUGCGACUGGAGGCUGAGCGAAAGAAUUACGGUAUAUCAGAGAGUGCGCGUCACCUCGCAUUGAUGCCGGCGCUAUCUUCAAACAUCUCUCUCAACGAUGUGCUGGGGGCGUUAAGUGCCAAUCACCGCAUGGUGGAACAGCUGCGCUCGCUCGUAGUUGCCGGGGAGUUUGCCGAGGAAACCGAUGCGACGGAGCUGCAGGAUUUCCUCCAGGCCGCCCAGGGUUUGACCACACUGGGUGUCCCGCGCACAAUGUUUGCCCGUGUGGCAGAGACUUUCGUGCCAUUACUAAAGGCCAGCACAAUACGCGUUGUAGACAUGGAGUGCAACGACCUCGGGCUGGCGGCAAACGACAGUGAUGCCAUCACUUUGCUUGCGGAAUACCUGAAAGAAAACAAGUUCCUGCUCGAGCUGAACCUCAGCUACAACAACAUCGACGGCAGCAACGCAAAGAUACUGCUGGGAGCUCUUAGUGUAUCGGACACGCGUCUCACUCCGCGUGACCUCUCGGACGGUGAAGAUGACACAAAUGGUGAAGAGGAAGCUGAAGGCGGUGACCUAUUGAACCUUUCCUUCUUUCUUCCUCAUGUCGAUGACGAAGAGGAGGAGGAAGAGGAAGAGGAAGAAGUGCAAGAAGAAAGACCUGAGGAAGAGACCGAGGAAAACGGGAUUCCGGCGGCGGCGGCGGCGACCGAAAUGAAGGCCGCUGGGGAGGGGACUGACGACGAUGAGGAGGAGGAGGAAGGGGAGGAGGAGGAGGAGGAGGAGGAGGAUGAAAACGGGAAUGAGAGCGGUGACAACGACGAAAACGAAGAGGAAGGUGAGGAAGAUGAGGAGGCGCAAUACCAUAUGUCUAGUCUUCUUGCUCAGAAAUUCCGCCGCUUCUUUCGAAGGCUGCAGCGCGAGGAGAAGAAGGCGCGCGUGGAGUGUGUAAACGCCUACGUAGAGGAGGCGGAUGCGCUGGUGCUGGUACUGCGCACGAUUCGGGCGGAGCUCGCGGAGGAGAAGCGCAUUGCCAUUGAGAAGUACUGCCAGCGACGCAGCGGGUGGUCUCAUCUGCAGGUGCUGCGCUUGCGAGGCAAUCCCAUUGGCAACGAGGGCGCAGCAGGUGUCGCGGCAGUGCUACGAUACGAGGUGCUUCUUACAGAAGAGGAGAUGGAGCGCAUUCGAGCAGAGCUCAGCGAAAAAGCUGGUGUAUUGCUCACGUCUCUGCUCUCGGAUCGGAGAAAUACCGCCCUCGCGGAGGUGGCGCAGCGGCGACAGCUUCUGUACGCCCAUCGCACCGCCUGGACCGCGCUCACAUCGGCCUUGGCAAUGGAGGGGCCGGGGAUGCGUGAGGCCAGCGGCGAUAAUAAGUGGCAGCCACCACCGCCCCCUUCUGCAGCAACAGAAGAAGGUGAAGAAGAUGAUUGGAAAGGUGACGACGACGACGACGAGAUUGACCACCCAGCGGUGGCCAUGACAGAUGUGCCGCCGGACGUUGACUUCGCCGAUGAUGCCACGGGUCUCACAGAAGAAGAAGCGCAGCUGGAAGAGUCACGUGACAACUUUGAGAUGCCCUUCCCUCCAUCGAAGCUUGGGCUGCAGUCCCUACGUUUGCUUGAUCUCUGCAGCUGCAACAUUGGGAGUCAGGGGGCCAAGCGCAUUGGUGAUUCCCUCACCGGGAAUAAGUCGUUAGAAGUAUUACUGUUGCGGCACAACGCCUUUGCCAGGAAACGUGUUGCCCUCCGUGCCGUGGAUGAAGAGGCAGACGAGGAGUUGGGCGAGGGGGUGGGUGCGGUGCAGCAGGUGGAUGUUCCACAUUAUGUGUCACCUGGUUGCGUCGUUCUCUUUGAUGCGCUCUCGUCGAAUACCACACUCAAAGUGUUGGACCUCGCAUACAAUAACAUGUACCCGGAGAGCAUUCGCUGUCUGUCAAAGGCCUUGAGCACCAACAGCACACUUACCUCUCUUUCACUGGAGAGCAACUGCAUGGGCUUUAAUGAGUCUCCAUAUGAAAUGGAUCCUGCUGUUGUAAAAGCCACAGGGUAUCCAGUAGACGUCACCAUGCUUUCGCGGCCUUCAUGCUUUUUGGAGUUACUGCGUGCUGUCGCCACAAGCAGCAUCACGACGCUGCUGCUUGGACACAACGACCUGUCUCACUGUUGGGGGGAGAUGGAGGCCGAAAUGCUGGCAAAGAUAUGCUGCCGCUUGCACGUGUUGCAUCUGAACGGCAAUGGUCUGGGUCCUGAUCAAAUCACCCAGUGGGCAGCUUCUGCUGGUGCAGAUAGCGAUUUCACAUUAAAGGAGCUGCAGUUGUCUCGCAACAAUCUACGCGGAGAAGAAGGUGGCGCCGCUCUGGCCCGACUUUUCGCACGAUGCAAGACACAUUUAGAGACACUCUUCAUUGAUGAAACGCAGCUCGGUUCUUCCGGGGCAUUCGCGGCGCUCUCAUCGUUUGAACCGUCUGCCUUGCGAUCGCUGAGUAUUCGUAACGCCGGUCUCUCUCUGGUGCCUGCUCUUCCUCGUUUUGUGCUAGCACCUCUUCGUCACCUCCUCAUUUCCGACAACCCGUUCAACGCGAGUGAGAUGCUCCAUUUGUUAGAGGAGCUGAGCGUCACCGCGACGGACUUGACGUGCCUGUCGCUUUGGAGCCGCGAGGUGGAUAUGGAGGCACACCUUCCGGCGUUGCUGGAAGUGUUGUGCCAGAUGCCACAUCUCCUGUUCGCUGACUUUGGCAUGCUGCCGCGUUUUGAUGACGCUGUAGAUGCUGAAGAUCCCCUUGGCCGCAUAGAGGCUAUUUUGGUGGAGCGGCGGCUGGCGUGGAUGCUCGACGGUGCGGGGAGUUGCGAGGUUUGA
Trypanosoma grayi is the source of this 3324-nucleotide messenger RNA. RefSeq lists its product as hypothetical. Lineage: Eukaryota; Euglenozoa; Kinetoplastea; Trypanosomatida; Trypanosomatidae. Gene Ontology annotation, biological process: nucleocytoplasmic transport; activation of GTPase activity. Gene Ontology annotation, molecular function: GTPase activator activity; small GTPase binding. The transcript has a single exon. Gene Ontology annotation, cellular component: cytosol; nucleus; perinuclear region of cytoplasm. The record is from RefSeq and is a predicted model, not a curated record. Bases 1 to 3324 code for a protein of 1107 amino acids.